Messenger RNA from Verticillium dahliae VdLs.17, 1614 nucleotides. Its product is annotated as cytochrome P450. The coding region runs from base 1 to 1614 and encodes 537 amino acids. The transcript is spliced from 3 exons. The record is from RefSeq and is a predicted model, not a curated record. NCBI's taxonomy places the organism in Eukaryota, Fungi, Ascomycota, Sordariomycetes, Glomerellales, Plectosphaerellaceae. Gene Ontology annotation, molecular function: monooxygenase activity; heme binding; iron ion binding.
AUGUUUGGCGUCUCCAACUCGCUGCUGGCCUUUAGUGCCGCUGUGGCGGCCCUGGUGUUUGGCGUCUUCAAGCUCGUGCGCGCGCGCCUGUUUUUCAGACAUCUCCCUCAACCGCCAGGCCACUCGCUCCUGUUCGGCCACAUUGGCGUCUUUCAGGACGUCAUGGCGCGGUUCCCGGCCAACACGCACCCGCAGCACUUUUACACGUACAUGUCGCACAAGUUUGCGCUGCCGGGCAUCUUCUACAUAGACACGUGGCCCUUUAUGGAGCCGCAGAUGGUCAUCACGGACCCGGACGCCGCGAUGCAGGUGCUCUCGGUGAGCUCGUACCCCAAGCACCCGACCAUUGAGAACUUUCUGCGCCCCUUCACCGGCAAGGACAGCAUCGCGGCGUCCAACGGCGAGCGCUGGAAGGCGAACCACCGCAUGGUCGGCUCGGGCUUCACGCCGACGUACGUCAAGCCCAUGCUCGGCAUGAUUGCCGAGCAGGUGCUCGUCUUCCACGCGCGGCUGCGCGCCCUGGCCCGUGACGACGCCGCCUUUUCGAUGGAGGAGGAGAGCGCCAAGAUGGUCUUUGACGUUGUCGGCAAAAUUGUCUUUGGGUACUCGCUUGAGGCGCAGCGGGAGGGGUCGCCGUUGCUGCACGACCUGCGCGGGUCCAUCAGCCCGGCGACGACGGUGCUCGGCAGCUGGAACCCGCUCGCGAGGCGGCGCGCGCGGGCCGAGCUCGAGGCGCUGAGGAGGCGGGUGCACGAUACGCUCGCCGCGUCCAUGACGGAGAGGCACCAGACGUUCUUGGACGAAAAGGCGCUGCCUUCGAGGCGCCAGGCGAGGAGCAUCAUGGAUCGCAUUGUUUUGGACCGCAUCCAGGCGUCGCCGGGUGUGCCUCUUGACGAGAGGUUCUUCGAGGACGCCGUUACCAACCUGAAAGCACUGCUGCUCGGCGGCCACGGCACAACGACCGACACGUUCACCUUUGCAGCGAUGCUCCUGAGCGUGCACCCCGAAGCCAUGGCGCGUCUGCGCAGGGAGCACGACGAGGUGUUCGCGCCGGGCCUCGACGCGACGGUCGCGCUGAUCGAAGAGGACCCCAAGCGGACCAACAGGCUCGAGUACACCAACGCCAUCAUCAAGGAGACGCUGCGCUUCUUCCCCAUCGGCUUCACCAUCCGCGCGGCGCCGCCGGGCACGACGUCGCUCUCGUGGCAGGGGCGCGCGUACCCCGUCGAGAGUGUCAUGGUCGUGCCGUGCGCGCACACGUCGCACAUGGACGCCUCGCUCUGGGGCGAUCCCAAGGUCUUCCGCCCGGAGCGCUUCCUCGGCGAGGAGGGGGCGGCGACGCACCGGUAUGCGUGGCGGGCGUUCGAGAGGGGGCCGCGCGCGUGUAUUGCGCAGGAUCUGGCCAUGGAUGAGCUGCGGGUCAUGCUGCUGCUGACGGCGCGGUGGUUUGACUUUGAGACCGUGGUCGAAGGCACGAGUGAGAGGGUGAUGUACAUGGAUCUCGACAAGCUAGUGGGCGAUCUGGCGUUCCAGGAGAUUGGCAUGGAGGCGCGGCCUAGGUCUAGCAUGAGGAUGAGAGUGAAGCUCCGGGAACCGGCUUCAUCUCAGGAGUAG